AAACCUGUCAACAGAUAGACGAAAUAAGACAGGGCUGCAUUUGCAUAUAUCCUUAUGCCUGCCUAUCCAUCACUUUCUUCCCCAUUCGCAUCGCUUUCGCUUCCAUGCUCUACUGAUGCUGAAGUGAGUGUUGGGUUUGCGUCUUUUUAGUACAUCUUCAUCACUCAUUCCCGCCUCUUCGAAUAGGCUCUGAGAAACAGCAUUUUCAAAUAGAUUUUUGGUUGAUUGCGAAACAUUCUGCCAAAGCGGUUUGUUCUUCGGGUAAUUUAUGUAGACAAACAGCAUUUGGUUCUUCUGUAGAGUAAAUGGCCGAUCAAAGAGGAGCGAUGAUCCUUAAACGAUCCAGCACUGUGUCAAUAAUUAGACUAAUUAAUUCCGCUUCAACAACCUCUCAUUGCCUUGUUCACAAAUAGGCUACUAAUACCAAUUUAGAUUUUAGAACAAUCAAAACAGAUAUUCUGAAUACAAGACAUUUAGUACGAAUAAAAUAACAAGGACCGAUCAUAGCCUAUCUAUUAAUUCCAAGUUAGCAACGAAACCUGCCUGUGAAGCCUAUUCCUGAAAAACGCCUAGGAAAGGAGAGCGACGUAUCCAAAAUCCAGCGCAUCAGCGUAGCCUACGGAGCACCAUUGAUAGUGUUCUUUGGAAGUGACAGGCUACAGUGUUUUGCCGUGACACAUUGUAUACGGAGAAGGAGUCGAAGAAGGAUAGGAGGCAGAUGAUAUUGGGCAGCAAAUCCAUUUAGGAAGAAAACCUGCCUGCCAUUCCCAAGAGCGAAGGGUGAUGAUCUGUUAAGACCACCAGUUUCUUGCUCACUGCUGACAGCAGCACUCAGGGGUGUCUGUUAAGACAUUGGAUGUGAAGUGGGCUUAUCUCUGGAGCCAGCUGACUCGAAUGUCCAGACGCCGGCAUGUUACACACCCGCAUUCUGAGCCUUGUCCACCCCUUCGCCGCCUCCUGCCUCUCCAUGUCCUUCUUCCUCCUCUUCCUCCUGGGGCUCACCCACCUUUCCCAGGCCGGCUCAGACCAAGCAGCACCCAGCAGCCCGCCCAGCAACUGCUCUGAUGGAGACCCCUGCUCUGAGGGCGUGGUCCUGCCCAUGUGGAACCCUCAGAACCCGUCAGUGGGCGACAAGGUGGCGCGGGCCAUCGUCUACUUUGUGGCUCUCAUCUACAUGUUCUUGGGCAUGUCCAUUAUUGCCGACCGCUUCAUGUCUUCUAUUGAGGUCAUCACCUCUCAGGAGAAAGAGAUCACCAUCAAGAAGCCCAACGGAGAGACCACCACAGCCACCGUACGCAUCUGGAACGAGACAGUAUCCAACCUGACCCUGAUGGCCCUAGGCUCAUCUGCCCCAGAGAUCCUGCUGUCUGUCAUCGAGGUGUGUGGCCACUCGUUUGAGGCAGGCUCCCUGGGCCCCAGCACCAUUGUGGGUAGCGCAGCCUUCAACAUGUUUGUCAUCAUCGCCCUCUGUGUGUACGUGGUGCCAGAGAACGAAACACGCAGGAUCAAGCACCUGAGGGUAUUCUUUAUCACAGCAACCUGGAGCAUCUUCGCCUACAUCUGGCUCUACCUGAUCCUGGCUGUCAUCUCCCCGGGGGAGGUGGAGGUAUGGGAGGCCGUGCUCACAUUCAUGUUCUUCCCCAUUUGUGUGGUUCAGGCCUGGGUCGCAGACCGACGCCUGCUCUUCUACAAGUACAUCCACAAGCGUUACCGUGUCGACAAGGCCCGUGGCAUCAUCAUCGAAACGGAAGGAGACGGCAUGUUCACCAAGAUGGACAUGGAGAUGGAUGGCCAGGGGGGCAACUCCCACCCCCACCCCAAAGAGGUGCUGGACGGCAUGCUGGAGGGGGUGGAGGAGGGCGGGGGGAUGGGCUCAGAGGAGGAUGAAGCUCGGAGGGACAUGGCCCGCACUCUGAAGGAGCUGAAACAGAGGCACCCAGACAAGGACACGGAGCAGCUGAUUGAGAUGGCCAACUACCAGGUUCUGGUCCAGCAGCAGAAGAGCAGGGCCUUCUACCGCAUCCAGGCCACACGCAUGAUGAUCGGUGCUGGGAACAUCCUGAAGAAGCAUGCUGCCGACCAAGCCAGGAAGGUGGUGAACUGCCAUGAGGCCAGUGGACAGGAGGAGGAUCCCCACACUAUUUACCUGCAGUUUGAACCCUCCCACUACCAGUGCUUCGAGAACUGUGGCUCGCUCAAGCUGUCUGUUGGGCGCCAUGGGGGUGAAAGCGGCUGCACUGUCAAGGUAGACUACCGGACCGAGGACGGCACAGCCAAUGCCGGCUCAGACUAUGAGUUUGCCGAGGGCACGCUGGUCUUCAAACCCGGUGAGACGCUGAAGGAGCUGACCGUGGGGGUUAUUGAUGACGACAUCUUUGAAGAGGAUGAGCACUUCUACGUGCACCUCAGCAACCCUCGCAUUGUGCACCGUGCCGAGGUGGCUGUCCUGGAGCCCAGCACCAUCACCACCACCAGCAGCAUGCGCAACCUCUCCCCCCACUUGUCCCCCAAAGCCGCCCUCGGCAAUGCCCACACCGCCACGGUAACCAUCUAUGAUGAUGACCACGCAGGCAUCUUCACGUUUGAAGUAAAUUCGAUGAGGGUGAGCGAGAGCGUGGGCACCAUGCAGGUGAAGGUGCACCGGAUGUCCGGGGCCAGGGGCAAAGUGGCCAUCCCUUACCACACCCUGGAGGGCACCGCCAAAGCUGAGGAGGACUACGAGGAGGUGGCCGGGAAACUGGAGUUCCAGAACGACGAGACCAUGAAGCUGUUGGAGGUGAAGGUCAUUGAUGAUGAGGAGUAUGAGAAGAACAAGACCUUCAUCAUCCAGCUGGGGGAGCCUGUGCUGCUGGAGAUUGGACGGAAACAUGGAGACUCCAAUGAGAACAAAUCACCCAACGAUGAGGAGGAGGUGUCCAAGAUGGGCUGUCCCAGCCUGGGAGAACACACCAAACUGGAGGUGGUGAUAGAGGAAUCCUACGAGUUUAAGAACACAGUAGAUAAGCUGAUUAAGAAGACUAACCUUGCUCUGGUGGUGGGCAGCAGUAGUUGGAGAGAGCAGUUUGUCAAUGCUGUCACUGUCAGUGCAGGGGAUGAUGAUGAGGAGGAGAGUGGGGAGGAGCGCCUCCCGUCCUGUUUUGACUACAUCAUGCACUUCCUCACAGUGUUCUGGAAGGUUCUGUUCGCCUUUGUCCCGCCCACAGAGUACUGGAAUGGCUGGGCCUGCUUCUUUGUGUCCAUCUCCCUGAUUGGUGUUCUGACGGCUGUGACUGGGGACCUGGCCUCUCAUUUCGGCUGUACAGUGGGGCUUAAGGACUCUGUCACUGCCGUAGUAUUUGUGGCACUGGGGACUUCCGUUCCAGACACAUUUGCCAGUAAAGUGGCGGCCAUCCAGGACCAGUACGCUGACGCCUCCAUCGGCAACGUAACGGGCAGUAAUGCAGUGAACGUGUUCCUGGGCAUCGGCGUGGCAUGGACCAUUGCGGCCGUCUACUGGAAGACCAAGGGAAAGAAGUUUCUUGUAGAGCCAGGUUCGCUGGCAUUCUCCGUCACCCUGUUCACCAUCAUGGCGUUUGUGUGUGUCCUGGUGCUGAUGUACCGCCGCCGGGCCGGCGUGGCAGGGGGAGAACUGGGGGGCCCGCGGACCGCGAAACUCCUCACCUCCCUCUUCUUUUUCUCCCUCUGGUUCCUCUACAUCAUGCUGGCCUCCCUGGAGGCCUACUGCCACGUGCCAGGCUUCUGAGAGAGAGAGAGAGAGAGAGAGCGAGAGAGGGAGCGAGAAAAAGAGAGAGAGCAAGAUAGAGAGAGAGGAGAAAGCUUGUCUCCUAUUGUUUACAUGUCUAUCCCUCUCCUUUUUGUGUACUUUUCUGAGUGUUUUAAAGUAUUUAUAUUGUUUAUUAUUAUUGCUACCGUGGAUGCUUGACUCUGAAGACUUUUACCCCAUUUACAAUGAAAUGGAUGGCAGCCUUAGCCAUUCUGUUGGACUGGCACCAGCUAAUGACUUGGUGUAUGUUUUCAGAUGACUUAUGCCUUGAGGCAUAGCUUUAUCUAAAUAGGCUGUCUGCACAAAAUGAGGGAAAUGAAAUGACCUUUGACUCUUCUGAGAAUGCUCCUAUUUUGUUUAUAGUCUAUCCUGAACACUUAGCUCUUUUAGCCCCACUGAUCGUCUCCUGCAUCUCUCCAUUCAGAUAGAGGAUGACCCUAAUCAACCAGUCAAUUUCUUGGAGAUGAUAGCACACUGACUCAGAAGAGCUGACCCAGAUCCUCCUUCUCCCCAUGUCUGAACAUGGUUCCUGGUUGACCAACUAUGUAACCCCUGAUGCCCCACUAGCACAGUCAUUCCCAUGAAGGUUCUCAGCCUCUGCCCUGAACGUUGACUACUACCCUCAGCCCAUCCUAACCCUCUUCUUUUUCAACAACGUUGUGUGCUUGUGUUGUGGACAUUUUCGAAAAGGAUUUUCGUUUUUGAAAAGUCAAGAUAGUCAAGAUGUUUGAACAAUGUAAGUGUUUGUAGAUAAAACAGUGCCAUAUUCUAUUUGAACAGGGUCUAAAAAUAACUUGUGAUAGGAGUUAAUGGGAUAACUACAGUUGGCAUGGUACUGCAUUAGAAUUAGUAGCCACUGAGGCCAAAACAUAAGGUCAGAUGUUAUUCAGGAAAUGGUGAUCAGUUGAAAAGCUGUUGGUGUUUGUUAAUAAGAUUAAUAUUACUAUUUAUCUCAAACUAUUUGUUGUAUAUCACGUCAAAGAAUAAUAUUACUACUAGGUGUGUACAUGUGAGAGCGUGAGUGUGUUUUGUUGUAUUGAGUGAAGAAUAAUUGUAUGAUAGAAACAUUUUGAAGUAUUGUAUGUAACAUUUUAAUACGGCUAUCCUCAUGAGUGAAAGUCUAGAUGUGAAUCCAAGCUGAACACAAUAACAUGUGAAUAUAUCACUGCCUGGUUCCCUGAUCCACACUCUGUCUGAGGACAACCUCAGUCUCAUAAGGACUUCUUCCAAGAUACUUUUUAUACAGGACACUAAUCUAUGUGAGACAAUCUCUGCCAGACAUUUUCAGCUUAAUUAAAGUGUGCUUUACAAUUUUAAUUUGAGACGAUGUACUGUAGAAGCACACUUUUUCCAAGGGUUUUGUAUGAGUGUGCGAGCGUGUGGAUGUGAAUCAUAAUUCAAGGUAUAUGUACUCCUUGUCUUCAGAGUUUGAUGAAAGGCAUGGCUUUAUUCCAUCCUAAAUGUUUACUCAACAUGGGGGUAUGGAUUUUAAUGAUGAAAUGUCUACACUUCUGAGUCCUCACAAAUCUUUUUGCAUUAUUCUCUGUCACAUUCAGGCUUUGAACAUAUUUCACCUACAUGACUAUGUCAAAGCACUGCAUAGAGGAGAAAAAAAGGUUUUAAAACCUAACGAUUCGUUCAUUUCCUAAACAUAGCACUUACGGUGUACAGUUUUUGAAAUGGCAACAAAUAAACAAAACUAUGAUGAUGCUGUAAUGAAAAAAAAGACCAAAACCAAAUGAUUGCCAAACCUUACUGUAAUUUGCAUAAGGAUAGUGUGUAGACUUUGUUUUUGAAAUGUAGGAUCCUCAGAUCCAUUCUUAUGAUUUCUAGAUGUAUUUAUAAUUACAUGAUCAUUGCUGCUUUUAUUUGGAUUAAUAUGCACGCUUAAUGUAUGAUCAGUGGAAAUAAAAGUUGUUUAUUUAUUAUUGUUCAAAA
Oncorhynchus mykiss (rainbow trout) is the source of this 5701-nucleotide messenger RNA. Its product is annotated as sodium/calcium exchanger 1. The record is from RefSeq and is a predicted model, not a curated record. Gene Ontology annotation, molecular function: calcium:sodium antiporter activity. Gene Ontology annotation, biological process: cell communication; sodium ion transmembrane transport; calcium ion import across plasma membrane. Gene Ontology annotation, cellular component: sarcolemma; postsynapse; axon. NCBI's taxonomy places the organism in Eukaryota, Metazoa, Chordata, Actinopteri, Salmoniformes, Salmonidae.